AAAGAGAUGGAAAACAAGACAAUGUCAACAAGCUUUCAAAGUGAAGCUAAGGAUUUCAAUGAAGAAAUGAAGCUAACACAAAACACAGCCUAUCAACCAGUAGUAAAGACUGAUACUAGUACUGAAGAAGCAAUGUACUCAGAUCUUCAUGACUACUCAGAUUAUCAGCUACCAAAAGCUAAUGUUAAGGAUACCAAACCUCCUCAACAACCAGUGCAGUAUACUGUAGGAAAGAAGUCAUUUGCUGCAAUAAUAAUUCUACUGGUGAUCAUAAUAUUCCUAUUGGUAGCUAUACUUGUACUUAACUUAAUAUCAAAAGAUACCUUCAUGAGUACAUGUACAAGUAAUGCAAGCAGUAAUAGUGCUGGCCUCACUAAUAGUGGUAAUACUGCUAUUAACUGUAACCUGUCACUGAUACAGGAUAAAAUAGAUCAUUUAAUGGAACUGUGUGCUGCUAAAAAUGACUCAUUACUUCAGA
Amphimedon queenslandica is the source of this 478-nucleotide messenger RNA. RefSeq lists its product as uncharacterized. The transcript has 2 exons. The record is from RefSeq and is a predicted model, not a curated record. NCBI's taxonomy places the organism in Eukaryota, Metazoa, Porifera, Demospongiae, Haplosclerida, Niphatidae. The annotation marks the transcript as partial.